This is a messenger RNA of Metarhizium acridum CQMa 102, 1617 nucleotides long. The record is from RefSeq and is a predicted model, not a curated record. NCBI's taxonomy places the organism in Eukaryota, Fungi, Ascomycota, Sordariomycetes, Hypocreales, Clavicipitaceae.
AUGUCUGCCCUAAAGUCUCAGGACAGAAAUCACCACGCGCCUUAUUACGACUCUUCAGACAAGAUGUCGGCAGGAUCAAAUCUUGUGGAUUUUUUCCAGCGCUUUCAGGUCAUACAGCAGCAUAGAGACUCGUCGGAUCUGUUGAUUCGGGUUGGUCGCAUGCCAUUCUGCGAGGUGCUUGGCUGGGAUUCGCAUGCUAACGCCCCGUGGCAGGAUAUCCUCGUGUACUGCGACAAGCUCGAAACCGCCUUGCGAUUUCAGAACCAGCAACUCGUCGACGAGCUCAAGGAGUGCAAACGCGACAAGAGAGAUUUGCAGACCCAGCUGAAGAACAGCGAGGCGAGAAACGAUUGGGUGACCAAGGAAAUCGAACAAAUAAGGAACCACAAUGCAUACAUUCUCGUCAUGAUUGACGGCGACGGCCUGCUGUUCCGCGACCAAUGGAUCAAGCAAGGCGUCGAAGGCGGCAGGAAGGCUGCUCGCGCGCUUCGAGACGCCAUUACCGCUCAGUGCGGCGAGCAUGCCGACGUCGAAAUUAUUACAAAAGUGGUGGCCAACUUUGGCGGCCUGGCCAAGUUCUUGGGUCGCGACCUGUCCGACUUGAAGGAUUUUGCUUCGGGCUUCACCCAAGGCGAGGCAACAUUCGACUUUAUCGAUGCUGGACACAACAAGGACUGUGUCUCGUCCAAAAUCAGGAGUAAAUGCUGCGCUUUUUCCCAGACCAAGGAUAAAGUCUCAAAGUCUCAAAACCAGCUGCUGACCCGAUUCGCAGAUAAUAUACAGUUUCACCUCGAAAACUACAACUGCAGACAUAUUCUCCUGGGCAUCUCCCACGAUGCCUCAUACGCUCCCUUGCUCGACAAGAUUGCCCAAAACGACUUUUCCCGCCAUCGCAUGACCAUCAUCGAAGGCGUCCCCACCGUCCCCGAGCUCGUCGCCACAACCAUCCCCAGCAUGGACCUGGGAAGGGACCUUUUCCGCAACGACAAAUGGCCCGAUAGAAAUACAUCAUCAGCCUGGCAGCCGGGCAGCUGGGCAGCCGGACCUAGGACUGCCAGCCCUGCCACUAGUAUCGGAUCGGCCAGCACGCCAGGCCGCUCGUCAUUAUCAUACGCCAACGCCGCGAGCAGCAACAGCAGCCCCCCUCCCCAGAUUUCGCUCCCCAUUGUCCCCAAGCCCGUCGCCAGCCGAGCCCCCAAGGCGCAGUAUCAGCAGAUUCCCCCCCAGCAGCCCGACUGGAACCCCGGCCAUCGCGGGCUGGACGAGCCCAUCAUCGUCAGCGUCUCCGCCAUGGAGAGCAUCAAGAAGCGCAAGGAGUCGGAUAAGCUGUGCAACAACCACUUCCUGCGAGGGCCCUGCACCAAGGGUGACUCGUGCUUCUUUGUCCACGACUACAAGCCUAGCAGCGAGGAGAUUAACGCCAUUGCCGUGUUGGCUCGUCAAAACCCGUGUACAAAUGGGCAGGACUGCGAGUCUGACGAGUGCAUCUACGGCCAUCACUGCCCCAGCAUCCGCGACAACGUCUGCAUACACCCCUUUUGCAAAUUCCCCGAGGACGCUCAUCCCCCCGGGACGAAAUUCAAAAACCCAAGCAUCAAGGCAAACCAAAUAAGAUGA